Molecule: messenger RNA, 702 nt
Organism: Vespa crabro (European hornet)
Lineage: Eukaryota; Metazoa; Arthropoda; Insecta; Hymenoptera; Vespidae
Exons: 3
Coding region: 76-684 (202 amino acids)
Biological process (GO): Wnt signaling pathway
Source: RefSeq, a predicted model, not a curated record
CUAGAUAUUUUUUUUUUCUUUUUUUUUUUUUUUUUUUUGGUACAUGUUCUAGGCUUGACAUUUUCACAUUUAAGAAUGUCAAGCAAGAGGAAUAACAGUGAUGGUGAAUGUUCAAGUUCUGAGGAUGAAAUAUCUAAAGAGGCUUUAAAAGAAGCAACGGAUAUAAAUUUUUUAAAGCCAAUCCUAUUCGCUACUCAAACAAUUACAAAAGAUUCUGAGAAAUCUAAAGAAAAGUUUAAUAAUAUAAAUGCUAAAUCAUUGCGACAAAAUGUACAGGAAGAUGAUUUUUGCAAUUUUGGAGUGUCAACAACAUUUAAAGCUUAUGUUGCCAAAAAAUUAGAUGCUUUGUUGGAAAGAACAGUGAAAUUGGACAAUAAAACGAAUUCAAAAAACAACGUUAUUAAUAAAAAUAAAAAUGAAUUAAAUAAGAAAUAUGGUAUAAAACUUUUGAGCUCUUCGAUAAAUCUAUUAACGGAUGAAGAUUUAGUUGUGGAAUUAAAAAAUCAUAAAAAAAGGAAAAAAACUGUAGAUAAAGUAACGGAUAUAUCGCAAUUUCAAGAAGCAGCUGUAAAUCCAGAAUGGAUAUUAUCUAAAGUAGAAACUACAUUUUGGGCAGAAAGACAUAAAGGAUCAGUAUAUAAAUAUAAAAAAUUAAAAGAUGGUACUUUAAUAGAACAGAAUUAAAUUAAUUUUUUUUUUCAA